Messenger RNA from Brenthis ino (lesser marbled fritillary), 213 nucleotides. The record is from the annotation of a GenBank genome assembly. Lineage: Eukaryota; Metazoa; Arthropoda; Insecta; Lepidoptera; Nymphalidae.
AUGGAAGCAGUGCAGAAAGUUCGUAAAUUCAUCAGCCAUUGGUACUUAAGAUACUUGGUUUCGACUGAAUUGUACAUGGUAGAACCUUGGGAAAGGGCUGUUAUUCAUGUGCUAUUUGUAGUGGUGUUUGCACUGUUUUGGUAUUUCAAUUAUUCAAUCAUCUUCAACGGAAUUUCACAAUUGCGGGACUCAUCACAACAUGUUGACGAAUUA